UGUAAAAGGGUUAGCCAUGUUCUCAUCCACCAUGGUUCCGAAACGGAAUAACAUUCCAAAACUGAGCUCAGUUAGAGCUUCUGUUCACGGAAAAGACGUAGCUGAUACCGUGACUCAACUUAAUGGGAGCUACAUGCGAGGACGCAAAUUAGCUGUUUGGGUGACUGCCAAACCGGAAAUACCUAUACGCCUCAUUCGCCGCCGCGUCAAUUUCAGUAAACCUAUUCCUCCUCUCCAAGAUCCUUCUGCCAUGGAUGCAGCCAUUCCAAAAAGCAGAAGUGAAACCUCCAUGGCCCCAUCUGAAUCUGCUAAGAAGAAUGAGAAGAUAAGUGAGGAAGCUACAGUGGAGAGUAAAGCCUUUUCUAGUAGUGUUGAGAAGCAAACGCCUGACCUAGAUGGCCUCAUUGUUGAAGAGUUAUGCAUGGGUAACCCCAACGGCAAGAAAGCUGAGCCUGGCAAAAGGGUAAGUGUCCAUUAUACUGGAAAGCUUCAGGGGAAUGGGAAGAUUUUCGAUUCCACCGUUGGAAAAUCACGUUAUAAGUUUCGUCUAGGUGCUGGAAAAGUCAUUAAGGGAUUGGAUGUUGGCGUCAAUGGAAUGCGUGUUGGUGGCAAAAGAAUGCUUACAAUUCCUCCAGCAAUGGGGUAUGGUGCGGAAGGUGCUGGUAGCAUUCCUCCUGACUCUUGGCUGGUCUUUGAUGUCGAGCUGCUUAACGUUAAAUAAAGCUGUCCUCUAAUCCCUCGAGACCUUCCUAAGACUGAAUCCAAUGAUGAGUUUUUUUUAAGAUCGUAUAGUUUUUCCUCUAAAGGUUUCAAAUAUUGUGAGACACACUAAGGCCCAUCAGGCUUCACAAGUGUGUAUUAUUCAUUCCUGUUGUUACAAAACAUAAAACAUAUCUAAAGAA
This is a messenger RNA of Arabidopsis arenosa, 902 nucleotides long. The record is from the annotation of a GenBank genome assembly. NCBI's taxonomy places the organism in Eukaryota, Viridiplantae, Streptophyta, Magnoliopsida, Brassicales, Brassicaceae.